AAGGGAGGGAGAGAGAGAGCAGAGAGGGAAAGAGGUGGGGAAAAGAGGGGGAGAGCAGUGGAGGUUGGAUAAGGGAGGGAGAAAGAGAAAGAGGGAGCGAUAGGGAGAAGGAGAGACAGAGAGAGGGAGGGAGAGAGAGACAGAGAGCCAAAGAAGAGAUCUGUGGUCCUGCAGACAGACGGGUUGUGUGAGGCGCAGGGAGAGAGAGAUCCUGAGAGAACGAGUGAAAUUCGGAACCCGGCAUCGAGCUCCUGUGAGUCCUCCCACCCCUCUCGCCGCUCCGCUGUCCCGCUCAGAUGAUGUCAUCGGAACUCCUUUCUCCUGGUUGGCUGCAGCAGCUGCUGCUGGUGCUGCUGAAGCUCACCGCGUCGUGCGCGGGCCCCACGAGGCCAGCCAAUGGGACGGCCUGCCCGACGCGAGAGCCCGCCUCCUACAUCCUGGUGUUCACGGGCCACUGGAGCCCCCAGACCUUCCCGAAACAGUACCCCCUGUUCCGGCCCCCUGCGCAGUGGUCCAAGCUCAUAGCGGUGACCCACAGCGCGCAGUUCCGGCUCUGGCAGGAGGGGGCGCUGGCGAGCGCGGGGGUGCAGAGCUUCGCGGAGCGGGGGUUGACGGUGGGCCUGAUGAAGGAGGCGCGGGAGGGGCGGAAGAGGCGGGCGGUGGGGGCCAUGUACCGAACCGCCGGCAUCCCCACCGGGAUCGGGCACAGCUCCACAGAGCUCCAGCUGCUGCCCCGGAACCCCCUGCUGUCUCUGAUGGUGAGGGUAAUCCCCAGCCCUGAUUGGUUCGUUGGGGUGGACAGCCUCAGCCUGUGCAAAGGGGGCCAGUGGCAGGAGGAGGUGACCGUUGACCUCCACCCGUUCGACGCGGGGACGGACAGCGGCUUCACCUUCUCCUCCCCAAACUACCCCACCGUGCCGCCAGAGAACAUCACACAGAUCACGUCGCAGAACCCCAACCAUCCGGCGAACUCCUUCUUCUACCCCCGUCUACAAGAGCUCCCCCCGCUGGCCACGAUUAGGCUCCUGCGCCAGACCCGAGGCUCCACCCACCAAAACACACUGUCCAAUCACAUCCUGCCUCAUCUCAACACGCCCCAGCGAUUCUCAGAAACUCCGCUGGACUGUGAGGUGUCUCUCUGGUCGUCCUGGGGUCUCUGUCUGGGACCCUGCGGCAAGGAGGGGGUCCGGUACCGUACCCGCUACAUCCUGCUGCGCCCCUCCAACAGCGGCACCCCCUGUCCCGAGCUGGAGGAGCAGGCCGAGUGCAGCCCGGCCCAGUGCCCCAAACAGCACUGAGACUGCCCCCGGCCCCUGCCCCUGCGUCUGACCUCUCCCCCGCCCCGCCCUCAACCAUGCUUCCGCCUCCACCCCCGCCAUUGCCCCCACACCCGCCCCUGCCCCGCCCUCGCCCCUGCUUUCACCCUUGCCCCCGACCCCACCCUUAUUCCCCCUGCCCCUAACAAAACCCCUGCCCCUGCCCCCUACUAUUGAGUAUACACUCACAGGGCACUUUAUUAGGUACACCUGUUCAACUGCAAACUGCACCCGUUAACACAAAUAUCUAAUCAGCCAAUCAUGUGGCAGCAACUCAAUGCAUUUAGGCAUGUAGACAUGGUUAAGACGAUAUCUGCUGAAGUUCAAACCAAGGAUCAGAAUGGGGAAGAAAGGUGAUUUAAGUGACUUCGAACGUGGCAUGGUUGCUGGUGCCAGACGGGCUGGUUUGAGUAUUUAAAAAACUGCUGAUCUACUGGGAUUUUCACGCACAAGCAUCUCUAGGGUUUACAGAGAAUGGUCCAAAAAAGAGGAAAUAUCCAGUGAGUGGCAGCUCUCUGGGCGAAAAUGCCUUGUUGAUGCCGGAGGUCAGAGGAGAAUGGCCAGGCUGGUUCGCGUUGAUAGAAAGGCAACAGUAACUCAGAUAACCGCUCGUUACAACCGAGGUAUGCAGAAGAGCAUCUCUGAACGCACAACAUGUCAAACCUUGAAGCUGAUGGGCUACAGCAGCAGAAGACCAACCCGGAACUAGCAAGGUGUACCUAAUAAAGUGGCCGGUGAGUGUACAAGUUGUUUGCCCCUUGUACGCUCAAUAGUAGGCACAUGCGCUGAUUUGGACACGGCUGUGUUGUGUUCACUCCCCCCUCCCUGUCCCCCCCCUUCCCACUCAGUGUGCCCCCAGCCACAUCAUCUCUCUGAUAUUCAGGACAUUGCAGACGUUCAGAUGCGUAAAUCUUCCCUUAGACAUGCAGACAGGCAUGCGUGUCCGUGUACACACCCCCCAAUGAUUCUGCCACGACACUUUGAGUGACACGCACACCAAACUGUAUGAGUGAUGGCACAUUAACAGUUCAAGGUUCCAACGUCGUAUACCAGGAAAGAACACGUGCAAACCCUUUACAGCCGUAGAGCUAGACGGAGGUUUAAUUUUGGGCUGGUUCCCCUGAUUCUAAGUCCUCUAAAAAAAACAGGCGAUUAAAAAAAAAAAUUUCACAGUCUGCAUUACAGAAUAUCCCUGAAAGCUACUGUUACACGGAGACACGGAUGGGAGGGUAUAUUGAGCGAUGAUGUCACAGCAUUAGAAAUGCAUUCAUCAGCGAUUACACACUGUCAUUGGAAGCGCACAGUCUCAGACUCGAAAGCUAUGUAAUUACACCAUUCCUCCACCAAAUCCAUCCGUAACCAAAAUGUCCGUCAGAAUUACGCAGUGAAGCCUUGGUAAACCGCUGCCCUCUCUCACCAGAACAAUUUUACCAUUGCAGUAUUUAUACGUUAAAUUACAGGACAUAUUAAAUGUAUUUCAUUUCUGUUUCCUGUUUAAAAAAAAAAUCUUAUUUGUAUAUAUGUUUUUAUUUUAUCUUGUGUAGCUCACAAAUAAAUAUUGAGCUGAUUUCUGUAAA
This is a messenger RNA of Anguilla rostrata (American eel), 2893 nucleotides long. Its product is annotated as spondin-2-like. The transcript has 6 exons. The record is from RefSeq and is a predicted model, not a curated record. Bases 297 to 1298 code for a protein of 333 amino acids. NCBI's taxonomy places the organism in Eukaryota, Metazoa, Chordata, Actinopteri, Anguilliformes, Anguillidae.